GUUGUUGUUAGAGCGGGGAUGGAGAAGCCGAGGCACCGCUACCGGCGCCGCUGAGCUAGCACUGAAGCCAGAGAGAGAGAGAGAGAGAGAGAACCGGAGAGAAUUUACCGGGAGAGAAAUGGAGACGGUGGAGCAGCUCGUGUCUUUCCUCCACAUCCAGGUCCAGUUGAACGGGGGCGCGCCUUGGGGGUUCACGCUGAAAGGAGGGCUCGAGCACGGCGAGCCACUCAUCAUCACCAAAAUCGAGGAUGGAGGGAAAGCGGCGCUGUGCCAGAAGCUGAAGUUGGGCGACGAGCUGAUCAACAUCAACGGCUCGGCGCUCUACGGCAGCAGACAGGAAGCCUUGAUCCUCAUCAAAGGGUCGUACCGGAUCCUGAAGCUGGGAGUCAGGAGACGCAGCGUUCCCGUCAUCCGGCCUAACUCCUGGCACCUGGCAAAGCUAUCGGAGUUACCCCUCCCUCCCCCUCCCACGCCUCCAUCGCCUCCUCCUCCACCCUGCCUCCCCCCUGCAGACUCCCCUCCUCUCCCCCCUCCUCCCCCUCUGUCUGCCAUGCAGCUCCACCCCGGCCCCUACACUAUAGUACCCUGGCACUCGACUGACAACAGUGACUUGCAGUGGGGUCAGCUGUCCAGACCUUACUCCUCCACGGACCGAAGCAGUUCCCUGGGCUCCAUGGAAAGCUUGGACACACCAACACCCACACCGCAGCCCUAUUCGGACUCCCAUAUUUCCCCCGUCGACCCAACCCUCUUCAACAACAAAAGAGACUCUGCCUACAGCUCAUUCUCCGCCAGCUCAAACACAUCCGACUACGCAACGGUGCCACUGAGGCCCGGUGAAGCUUGCUCCAUGGAUAACCUCCUGCAGGGACUGGGGCCAGCUUGUCGAGGCUACCCUGUCGGUGACACCUCAACCCUGGGGAGUUCAUCUAGCGAGGCGCCGGAUGACUUGCAGGUUAUUGUUCUCAAGUCCAGGUCACUGACCAGGCCGAGGUCUAAGCCCGUUGAGAUAAAAGAGAGGCCUUCCUCCUGCUGUUAUGAGGAGGAUCGGAGGGGAGGAGACUUUGAGAUCCUACGAAAUGGAGAAAGAGGAGCUGAGAGGAAGAUGAACCCUCCUCAGCCUCCGACCAGGAAGGACAGUUUCAGGGCAACCCGGAGUCGCCCGAACGCCGUCAACAAACGCUGCGUCUCUGCUCCCGUUGAAAUUUCCAAUGAUACUUUUUCCCUGGAAGUAAACUCCUCUCUGAAUGUUGAAUCAGGAAUUCAAAAUGGCUUCCUUGCACCGGAGGAAUGUGGCAAAACUGGGGAUUUGAAAGAGGAUACCUUGAACUCGCACUAUAUCCAAAGACAGACUGAAGACGUUAGACAUAUCAGAUGUGAUAUCAGUGCUAAUAAAGACUACAAUUCAGACACCACCUCAGAGACCUCCUCCCUAGUCCCCAUGACCUCUCCUUGUCCUGCAUCCUUACCUGCAGAAUCCUCCAUGGAGGCUCAAGAGCAAUCUCGUAUCACCCACUCCCAGACCAAGCACUCCUCGACGGGGCUUCACCGGCACAGCGCCCCUGCUAAGCUCCUCGCUACACAGCUCCAGUUAUUGGAGAGUGACGGUGACGGAUCUUCUUUGGAGCCUCACAAUCCGUCGAUUACUUCCGAUCCCUCCUUGUCCUCAUCCAGCAGCCAGUGGUCCUAUUCAUCGCUCCAGCCCACGAGGGAAGACCCAGACCCCUCUCACAACGGACCGUCAAACAAAUGGGGAGGUAGCCGUUGCUCAACCCCGGGUUCUGUGUUCUUGGAAGAUGAUGAGGAGAGGCUUGGUCUAAAUGGAGGGCCCGUUACCACGGUUGAGCAUCACCACCCUUGGCGUCGAUCAGUGAGUGUACCUGGGGACCCGACUGGAUUGUCAGUCCAGGGGCGGUUGAGCUCGGACCAGAUACUGGAGACAGAUUUCCAGCCUCUUAAUGCUGCUGCUAGUAUGGAUACAUUACUGGAGGAGCACAGAGCAGUGGAUAGAGGAGGUAUAAUUGAAGAGAGUCCAGCAGGUGAGACGGACAUGAGAAGGUCACCGGCGUCUAGGAACCAUCGUAGGAACCGCCGUCGCAACGAGCGAUUUGCCACCAACCUCCGCAAUGAGAUCCAGAGGAAAAAGGCCCAGCUUCAGAGGAGCCGGGGCCCAGGGGGGUUGCUGUGUAGUGGGGAAACUGUGAAGGAGGAGGAAGGUCCAGACCUCAAUGAGGAAGGGGCUGACCCAGACCCGCCUGUCCAGGAAAGGAUUACCAAAGUUGCAUUCGCCUCACCUGUCAGUCCCCUAGAUUCCAGCACCACAUCACCAGCCGAGAGAGCAAACACCUCAAGUAAAAACCGUGAUGAUCUGCAGUCCACAAGCGACAAUCAAGACAGCAACCUAUCCAGGUCUGUGCAGAUCCUGGACCCAGGAGUGCCAAACUUUGGUGUUGGCGUCCGAGUCGUGGAGGAACCGGCUCCUGCUGGCAAAGCCCGUCGCUGGCGUUGGACCCCAGAGCACAAACUCCAACCAGAACCCGAAUCAGACCGAUGGUGUGGAGCCUUGAGUAAGGAGCCGUUGGGAGUCACUGGAUCACGGCAUGGGGUUUGUGCCUUCACCUCUUCAUCCUCAUCCUCUUCCUCGUACACUCGUUCCUCUUCUUUCUCUCGGAAGGACGAGUCAGAUAUCCUCCCGUUUGCUGAUAGAAUGAAGUUUUUCGAGGAGACGAGUAAGAGUAUCUCUGGGCUUAAUAUGUCGAGUCGGAGGCAGAAGAAAACCCUCCAACAAUCGGAGCAGCAGGGAGGGGAGCUCGGUCAACACCCAACCCAGAGGAGAUACUCUUACCAGGGAGGACUCCUGCAGGAAAGCGACCCUCUUACCAACACUGUGGAGGCCAGGAGGCUUUCAAUGAGUACCAGCAGGGAGAGACAGAAGGAGAAAGAGAGAGAGAGGGAGGAGAGGGCAAGAGAACGAGAGAGGGAAGAGAGGCUGAGAGAGAGGGAGAGGGAAAGAAAAGAGUGGGUUUUGCAAAUGGAGAGGGCAAGGCUGAAGGAGAUUCAGCAGGAGAGGGAACGAGAGGAGAGGGUGAGACAGUGGGAAAGGGAAAGAGAGUUGGAGAGGGAAAAGGAGAUGGAGAGGGCCGGAGAGCAGGAACGUCUCAAAAAAGAACGAGAGGAAGAGCUCAGGAGGGAGAAGGAAAGGGGAGAUCAGGAGUUUUAUGGCAUCAAAGACAGAAAUCAAGACUUCCAACACAAGCCUCAGGCGUUCUCCCACAGCCCAAACCAGAAUCACGUCCCCCGAUCGGCUUUCCAUCCCGUCAACACCCCACCCCAACCCACGGAGAGCCAGCAACCACUUCACCCGGGAUACUCAGCGAGGAGCUACACACCCAAGAUGUAUCCCGCCCGGCAACAGGAAACAGCCAAGCUGAACAGGAAGUACAGCCUGACUGAGAGGGACUACUCCAGCUGGAGACGUGAGUCCAGACCCCCAGAGAGCAACAGCCAGCACCACCAGGGCCAAUGGAGCCACAGACCGGCUGACGGAGACGAUCGUAAUGGAUACUCCUUCCCUCCCCCGUCGGCCCCUCUCUCCCUCCGGGGACGAGCCAUGUCCGAAAACGACCUCCGCUUCGACAGCAGCCACCGCUGGUCGCCGUCCAUUUCUGUCGCCACCAGCCAGACGUUGAGCGAGGUGGAGGAGGGAGGGGGAGGAGUCACGGGAGGAGAAGCUGCCAACACUGCACGGAUGAACAGGAAGAAAACCCCGCCUCCACCGAGACCACCGCCCCCGAAGUGGGAGCAGUUUCACCGCAGGCGGGCGUCUCACCACGCCCUGUUCUCCACUUCUCCUCAAUCCAUCCCUCCAUCUUUGGACACCCCCCACUCCUCUUCAUGCAUCCCUCCACCUGCAGCCGACACGUCCAGACAGAGGUCCUACAGUCUUCCUCCGCAGAGACAGGAAGUGUCCGACGGCUGCCCGCGAUGCAGCUGCAGCAAAACCCAGUCAUCCAAUCAGAAUCAAGCACAGACGCCGGAGCACGCCUUUUCCCACGCUCCAUCCAAUCAGGUUCCGCCUCAGGACCGGACUUUCGCCGUAGCUCCGCCCAGUCCCAUGUUCUCCAGGAGAGGCUUCAGACCCGUGGCCCCACCCCAGGCAGAAAGGGACCAGAGGGGGGGGUAUGGACAGCAGGAGAGGGAGGAGGUUAUAUCCUCUCUACCUCCACCUCCACUUCCACCAAAAGAGAGCAGUAUGAACAGAGUAUCUGAGGCGAUCAUCAGCCCUGAGGAGGACAGAGUAACAGUGAAGCCUCUCAAGCAGCACUCCAACAUCAGACCCGGAGCAGAGUGGGAGAGAACUCCAUCUCCCAGAGUUCAUAGUGACUCAAUAACCCUUCCACCUGUGAUAGAGAACGGCCUGGUUUCCCCUCCUGAAUCCUACCUCUCCGUCGACUACGAGCAGCAGCAGCUCCGAAUGAGCCGAGGCUUCCAGAGCAUCGAGCCCCAGAAGAUCCCCGAACCCGGGACCGAAUCGGAGACGACCCUGAGUCCGAGUCCCGCCCACAGCCUGGACGCAGAGCUGGACAUCCCCAUGGAGACGGACAUCGACGACUUCCAGGAGGAGGACGUGCUCCUGGCGGAGGACGAGCCAAUCACCAGCGAGCUGCCGUGCUUCGCGCUGCCGGUGACGGUCCUGGAGACGGACAUCGACACGUUACCGGAGAGCGUCUCCCUGGAGGAGGAGCUGGAGGUGGGAGGAGAGAGUCUGAGUCUGGAGGAGCUCUUCCCCCACAGCGGUGAGGGGGAGUCGGGCAGGGAGAGCUGGAGAGGAGCCUACCAGAGCCCGGAGCACAACACCGACAGCCUGGAUAGGCGCUCCGGGGCGAGCUCCAGCUGCUCGUCGUAUUACAGCACGUCGGCCGCCAAGGCGCAGCUCCUGUCGCAGAUGAAGGACUUCACCGACACCAGGGAGCGGGACGAGGACGACGAGCUCACGUACAAGAAACAGCUGAUGGAGAGCCUCAGGAAGAAGCUGGGGGUCCUGAGGGAAGCUCAGAGGGGGCUGCAGGAGGACAUCAGAGCCAACACUCAGCUGGGGGAGGAGGUGGAGGGCAUGGUGGUUGUGGUGUGUAAGCCCAACGAGGUGGACAAGUUCCGCAUGUUCAUCGGAGACCUGGACAAGGUGGUGAGUCUGCUGCUGUCGCUGUCCGGGCGGCUGCUGAGGGUGGAGAGCACGCUGGACACUCUGGACCCCGACACGGAGCACCACGAGAGGCUCCCCCUGCUGGAGAAGAAGCGUCAGCUCAUGCGUCAGCUGUUGGAGGCUCAGGACCUGAAGGACCAUGUGGACCGCAGAGAGCAGGCCGUCAGCCGGGUGCUGGCCCGCUGCCUGACCCCCGAGCAGCACCGAGACUACAGCCACUUUGUGAAGAUGAAGGCGGCGCUGCUGGUGGAGCAGAGGCAGCUGGAGGACAAGACCCGGCUGGGGGAGGAGCAGCUCCGGGGGCUGAGGGAGAGUCUGGGGCUGGGGCUGGGCAUCGGGAUGGGGAUGUCCAUGGGAUACGGACUAUACUGACACAAUAAACCAAACAACUGAAGAGGAGAUGAAGAAGAAAGGGGGCUUUUGGAAGCAUGAAGUAAACACAAAAGUAGGAGGAAAGAGGAUGGAGAACAAAAUGAAGAACUGAUUUGAAAAGAGUUGUCUAUGUUUUAAAGGAAUAGUUUGGUAUUUUGAGGAAUAACCGCCAAAACUCCAUGUUCUAUUUGGGUUUUAAAAGGAGAUUAUUUGCCAGAAUAAGUCUUAGCUGGACACUGUGACUUCCUGGAGUCUUGAUGCUAAGCUAAGCUAACCAUCGCCCAGCUGUAGCUUUAGAUUUAGCAAUCAAACAUGUCAGGAUUAGCAACUUUCCAGAUGUUGAAGGACCAAAACCACAGCUAAAACACACUAAUGUUUUUUUUAAUCUGCGAGAUAAAAGACUGGAUUUUGGUGCUACAGUUAAAAAAAGACAGAGAAGAAGAAGAAGUCACAGAAACAAUGGACUUCAGAUAUCUUCAAACAGAACAAAAACAUGUCAAGAACUGAACUUAGACUGUAAUUAAGGAGCUGAGAGCAUGUGGAUGGAUACACAAGAGGAUUUAGUUUGAUAAAGAGGAGAAAAAGGAGGUUUUUCCCACGCAUUUACACCCUAUGCUUCACAUGAUGUGCCUGAAACAUGUACUGUAAUGAAACUUGUUCUAACACUACGUUGCCAAAGACAUUUUCUCUGAUGAUGAAUGUGUCCCUGAGACGCUGCUUUUUGUUCUGGUGUUUUCUUUUCUAUUUAAAUCUCCUGGUUCAGAGAAUUCAAGGAGACUGCAGCAUUAUUUACUGCCUGAUAUACAUACUCUGUAUUAUCUACCAUAGUAUCAUAUCACUUCCUGUUCUGUUUGUGGAGUUUGAGACUCCACUGUCACGUGAUAACUGUUACUGUACAGAAGACUGUUGUGUUUAUAAUGUAAACGAUGUAUAUAUAGUGAGCGUUUUGUUGUUUUAAAUGACUGGAAUUGAUUGUAAAAAUUGGUUGUAAAAGAUGGUAAGACCGGUAAGAGAUUACUGUAUAUUUUUGACGGGGAAGAGUUUGAUUAGUUCCAGUUUUUGCUGUUAGCUUGUUCCGAUAUUUGCUAAAGUUUCCCCCCCUCACUCUUGUCUUUUGCUGGUCCCAGUUUACAUUUAAUCCAUACAUUUAAUAUUCCCUUGAGACAGUAUAAAUACCACUUAAUCCUUUUCUUGUUGAGAGUUAUAUUAGAUAACGCUACAGGCAGCACUUCUGUUAGCUUAGCAUAGUUUAGCUUAGCAUAAAGACUGGAAACAGUGAAUCAGUUGGCCUCGACAACAGCAUGUUAGGGCAAUUGUAGGCGGAAUCAUAAAUAAAAAAGGAGCCCGGGAAUGAACUAAAUAUACAGAGAAUUAACUCAGAGCUUAUAAUUGUAAUUUUUUAAUUAUGUUUUAUUUUUAAAUUCUCCAAAAAAAUUUGUUCUCAUAAUUUGUGAUUUUAAUUUCAAGUAUUGGCGAUUUUUCCUGAUACAUGUAUAAAAAGCUAAGAGAGAUUAUUAUUAUUAUUAUUAUUAGGUUUUUUGUUUCCUCUUGUAAAUUAAAGACUCGUAAAUUCAGAUUAAUUUGAGGAAUAUAACCCCCACUAUAGGCUCUGUUUUUUAAAACUAUCUUAAACCCACAUAAGCAGGGCUCUUUCCAAAGCUAACACAUGCUACCAGUACAGUCCAUAAAGCUAAUUAUUUAACAUGCUAUAUUCUGCUAGCAUAGUUUGACUUUUGCAUUUUGGUUUUUGUUUGAAUUAUCAAAUAUAACGUGUUAGUUAGGGAGCUUUAGAGGUGAUGGUACCUGAAGGCUAGCUGUUUCCAGACUCAUGCUAAGCUAAGCUAACUGGCACGAUUUUGGCUUCAUGUGUCAAUCUUCUCAUCUAAAUCUCAGCAAGAGAGAAGUUAAGUGUUUUUCCCCACAAUGUUAAAGUAUUCCUUUAAAACUUGAGCAAAAUUUACAUUUUUGUGCCAAAACUCGAUCAAAUUUUCCCCAUUUGUGAAAUAUUUGCCAAAGUCUCUGGAGCUUUAAGCAGCUGCCUAAACCUCAGACAGUAAGGCUUUCAGCACUGCCUGUGUGAGUGAAUCAAGUAAAUAAAAACUGGCUAAACAAGAAGAGGAAGGGAGAGGAAAUGUGUAUAGUUUGGCUGUUGAAAGGUGGACUGAGGUUAUGUUUAAAAAAAAAGCAGACACUUAAUCAUUUUCUACUUUAACAAAAAUGCAGUUUGAAGUUCAUUAAAAGUUACUGCUUCACAUUUGUUCUUCCAUCGUUUGUUCUCAGAUGUUUCCUGCUUUUUAAAUACCAAACUUGUUCUGUUUUGUACAUAUUCUGUGUUUUCUUGUACUAUACAGCCAAUUGGAAACGUAUAGACCUUUGAAGAGGGGAAAGAAAGUUGCUUAUGAGAGUUUAUUUCGACUGUUAAUUUUUCUCUUAUGUCAUUUUGAUUUAUUUCAAAACCUUUUUCUUGUAAAAUUGCAUUACAAACAGCAAAAACACUCAUAAGAGAAGGAGUACCAUAAAUAAUAAUAAUAGUAUUUUAAACAA
Molecule: messenger RNA, 8119 nt
Organism: Eleginops maclovinus (Patagonian blennie)
Lineage: Eukaryota; Metazoa; Chordata; Actinopteri; Perciformes; Eleginopidae
Gene: shroom4
Product: shroom family member 4
Exons: 12
Coding region: 119-5575 (1818 amino acids)
Biological process (GO): actin filament organization
Cellular component (GO): apical plasma membrane; apical junction complex; cortical actin cytoskeleton
Molecular function (GO): actin filament binding
Source: RefSeq, a predicted model, not a curated record